GUGAACUUGUUCUAGAAUGUCGCCAUUUUGCCGUGUAGAAUUUCGUUGAGUUUUGACGAAUUCAGUAGCCAGUUUUUCCAAUUCUGCGCGAUUUUAACAAUUUCCCAAGGUAAUUAAAGUGACUGAAGGCGAAAAUGGCCGAGGAUCUCGACGUGGAGGCUAUGCUGGAAGCCCCCUAUAAGAAAGAUACGUAUGAGGUUUAUUUCGGGCUAACGACGCCUUCACGUAAACAACUCAGGUACUGAAUAUCCUAGGUUAAGUCUAUAUUUACAUAUUUAGGGUGUUACUUAUUAUUUUGAUAAUGUAGGUCGGUCCCCGUUGGCUAAAUAACCCGUCGAGCGGAUGUUCAUGUUCAGCUAAUCAAAAAUAGUGGAGUUUUUAAGGCGAGGGUCACGUCUGAAUCACGACGAACCGUGGCGGGAGUUUCAAAUGCGGCCCUCGAGCCCAAAAUAAAGUCGCUGGGUUUUUUAGCCAACGGCUGCAGCAUCGUAACUUAGCUUAAUUUUCGUGGUUCAUAUACUAUUGUUGGUUUUUGUAUGUCGUGUUGCUGAUCGGUACUUUCUCGCCAUAGGGCUGCUGAAUGGACUUCCCGCAAUCACCGUCCUGACUCCUACCAAUCACCCGAUUGGUAAACGCCUCUUUUAGUAUGACACAAAGGUGGACUUGUUGGAAUGUAAAACCAAAAAGUAUUGAUCUGGAUCAAGUUUUUCCGCCACGUUCCUUUGUUAAGUCUGCACGACGGUAAGUCUAGUUCCGGCUAGACGACUGUUAAGUUUCAGCUACGGGAAAUUAAAACGGCGACACACCCCUCAUUUGUUUUAGAUAUAGGCUAACGAACUAUGAACUACUUAAGUCAUUCAACGACGUCGACGGUGACGUUUUUGCGACAGACGGCGGCGCGCCUUUUCAAUUGCCGGAGCGUUGCAAAAACGUCAACGUGGACGCUAAAAAUUGUAAAACGUUACUUGAUUAUAAAUAUGUCUGUUUUUGAAAUCAAAUGGAAGAAGUCAAUGGCAAAAUCAAAGAGAAUGGAGAAUCAAAGAAACACAGGAGCUCAGAUAAGAAGCGCCGCAGCAACAGCCGGAACCGCCGCAGCCGCAGCCGAUCACGCGACAAACGCCGCAGCCGCGACAAGGACCGCCGAAGAAGCCGAAGCCGCGACAGGAUCCGCUCGAAAGACCGCCGGAGGUCGAGAUCGCGAGACCGCAAAUCGAAAUCCCGAGACAGAAAAUCGCGCUCGCGCGACAAAGACAGACGCAGCCGAUCGAAAGACAGAAAGGACAACAACAGGCGGCGGCGCACGCGCAGCAAAGAACGCAAGCAGCAGCAGCAGCCGCAGCCGCCGCAGCGCUCGCCCUCGCGUAAGCGCUCCCUGUCCCCGGUGGGGAAGUUCGGGAGACGGGGGCGGUCGCCGAUCGGGCUCCGCUCGAACUCGCCCGUCGAGGAACUCAGUCCCGAGGAGAGGGACGCUAGGACUGUUUUCGUUAUGCAAUUGUCGCAGAGGAUACGCGCCAGAGACUUGGAGGAGUUCUUCAGUUCAGUGGGUAAAGUGAGAGACGUGCGGUUGAUUGUUUGCAACAAAACGAGGAGGUUCAAGGGGAUUGCGUACAUCGAGUUCAAAGACCCGGAGAGCGUCGCCUUGGCGUUGGGGUUGUCCGGACAGAAGUUGCUAGGGGUGCCGAUCAUAGUCCAGCACACGCAAGCCGAGAAGAACAGAAUGGGCAACUCGAUGCCCAACAUGAUGCCCAAGGGCAUGACAGGACCAAUGAGGUUGUAUGUAGGUUCUUUACAUUUCAAUAUCACGGAAGAUAUGUUGAGGAGUAUCUUCGAACCGUUCGGUAAAAUUGACAAUAUCCAGUUAAUCAUGGAUCCGGAAACGGGGCGAUCGAAGGGUUACGGGUUUAUAGCGUUCCAUAAUUGCGAAGACGCUAAGAAAGCGUUGGAGCAAUUGAACGGGUUUGAGUUGGCAGGUAGACCCAUGAAAGUCGGGAAUGUGACGGAAAGACUGGAUUUGCAACAGCAAGGGCCUUCCAUUUUGGAUUCGGACGAGUUGGAUAGGUCGGGUAUCGACCUGGGGGCGACGGGACGGCUGCAAUUGAUGUUCAAAUUGGCCGAAGGGGCCGGGAUGCAGGUGCCACAGGCGGCAGCGAACGCCCUCAGCAUAGCCACGGGUCAACCCAUAGUCCCACAGGUCCAACAGAACUCCACGCCACCAAUCGCCACGCAGUGCUUCAUGUUGAGCAACAUGUUCGACCCUGCGACGGAGUCGAAUCAGAACUGGGACGUCGAAAUCCGCGAUGACGUCAUCGAAGAGUGCAACAAACAUGGUGGCGUUUUACACGUAUAUGUAGAUAAGGGAUCACCACAAGGCAACGUCUAUGUCAAGUGUCCGUCAAUAGCUACGGCGGUAGCAUCAGUCAAUUCUCUACAUGGGCGUUGGUUCGCUGGGAGAGUUAUCACAGCCGCUUACGUUCCAUUAUUAAAUUAUCAUUCGCUGUUUCCUGACGCCAUGUCAGCAGCGCAAUUGUUAUUGCCAUCCAAUAGGAAGUAGUUAUUUUCUUAAAAGUAUAACUAUUGUAUUGUAUCAAUAUUAUUAUUUGUAAUAAAUCUGCAUCCUGUAUGUAGGCAUUUUGUAACCAUCACAACAGUGACUUGUAGGAAUAAGUCAGGGAGCAAGGGUUCACCUAAGUUGUAUGUAAACAAGAAUUGUAAAAAUGCGAGAGGUUCGUUUGUAAAAAUGUAAUGAAUAAAGUGCAGGCUAAAAGCGAA
Messenger RNA from Zophobas morio, 2769 nucleotides. It is a transcript of the gene Caper, whose product is annotated as RNA-binding protein 39. Gene Ontology annotation, molecular function: U1 snRNP binding; RNA binding. The record is from RefSeq and is a predicted model, not a curated record. NCBI's taxonomy places the organism in Eukaryota, Metazoa, Arthropoda, Insecta, Coleoptera, Tenebrionidae. Gene Ontology annotation, biological process: mRNA processing. The coding region runs from base 998 to 2551 and encodes 517 amino acids. The transcript is spliced from 8 exons. Gene Ontology annotation, cellular component: nucleus.